This is a messenger RNA of Anisakis simplex (herring worm), 216 nucleotides long. NCBI's taxonomy places the organism in Eukaryota, Metazoa, Nematoda, Chromadorea, Rhabditida, Anisakidae. The record is from the annotation of a GenBank genome assembly.
AUGUAUACGGGCUCAGAGCCUUUGGCUGUGAAUUCAACGGCAGCAGAUGGGAACUUCUUACAAAUGUUGAACAUUUCGAUGAAUACCUUUGAAUGCUACUAUACGGAUCGACGUUUUGAAACGGCCGGACAACAGGUCGAGGAGCUUUGUUGCGAUUGCUUUUAUUCACGACACCUUUUAUUGCGUUAUUUGUUUUUGUGUUCUAUUUUAUCAUAA